Molecule: messenger RNA, 765 nt
Organism: Achroia grisella
Lineage: Eukaryota; Metazoa; Arthropoda; Insecta; Lepidoptera; Pyralidae
Exons: 11
Coding region: 327-731 (134 amino acids)
Source: RefSeq, a predicted model, not a curated record
GACACGUUGGUGCCCGGUGCGAUCCAUAAUUCAAGUUCACAUUAUUUUAAAAUCCAUUUAAAUAAUCGUUAUCAGUGACGUAAAAGUUAACCGACAUAUUUCAAUUUAUCAGAACAUAGUUUAUAAAACAAGUUUAAUAUUAUAGUUUAAAUAUCCUGUUGGAAGUAUUCAGCGAGUUCCUAGUAGCGUUAAGAGGAAAAGUGGAAUAUAGUGAUCCGGAGCUAUAUUUAUUCGGUUAUUAAUAUAAUUAUUAAUACAAAACCUGUAGUUAGUUUUAACUGGACAUUUUAAUUAACGACGCGGUGCCGGCUACAACAUCAUCCAACAUGUUGCUCUCAGCUUUUGUAAUAUCACUAGCAAUGAUUACGCCGGGGUAUGUCUACUGCAUUGAAGACCCUUUGGAAACUGAUAAGCUUUCCAUAACAUCGGAGCUUUCAACGGAACGUUGUGUAACAAUUACCCCGAACCUAGCAAUGAAAAUAAAUUCUUGUAGAGUCUGCGAAAAUCUGGGAUACACAAAAACAUCGACGCCAAGAUCAACGCCAGCGGAAACAACUAUCACAUCUUCGCCAUCUACAACGUUGUCAUCAACGCCAACGGAAACAACAUUGACGUCGCCUACAACAUCAUCAUCAACGCCAGCGGAAACAACUAUCACAUCUUCGCCAUCUACAACGUUGUCAUCAACGCCAACGGAAAGAACAUUGACGUCACCUACAACAUCAUCGUGAGUAUUUUUUAUACCUCAUUAUUCAAGCUUGCAGC